This is a messenger RNA of Paramecium octaurelia, 729 nucleotides long. Lineage: Eukaryota; Ciliophora; Oligohymenophorea; Peniculida; Parameciidae. The record is from the annotation of a GenBank genome assembly.
AUGAACUACUCAACUAUUUUAUUGAUUGGAUUGGUUGUCUCUAUCAAUGGAGCCAUUACCUACACGAUUGGCUCUGAACUAUGUUCUUGUGAUACAUUUUCAACAAGUGCUGACUGUGGUUAGCUUGCAUCAAGUUGUGAAUGGGUAUCAAAUGAAUGCCAAGAUAUUGAUUGUACAACUAAAACUACCAUUGGAGAUUGCAAUAAAAAUGGAUGUGCAUUCACAACAGCAAGCAAAUGCGAAAAGAAAACAUUGUGUGCUAAUUACAAAUACGAUUCAACAACUGGUUGUAAUAACAUUGGAUGUGAUGCAGGCACAAAAGGAAAUGAUAAUUUGUAUCCUUGCAAAGAUUAUGCAGCUGCUACUUCUUACACCAAAGAUUGUGGAACCUACACAGGUGAAUCAGAUUGUAUAGCAGCUUAAUGCAAAUGGUCUACAAAAUGUGUCCCUAAAACUUGUGCCGAUUUAACUUAAUAGACAUGCACAAAUAUAAGAGGUGAAGUAUUCAAUACUAGAACUCUAUGUACUUGGGAUGCCACUAAGUCAGUAUGUGCAGAUGCUACAACUGGAUUGACAAAGACCUAAUGCUUAUCAUACACUUAAGGAACUUAUUCAUGGAAUGAUGACAGUUCCGUUUGUGAAGAAUGUUCAUCAAGUUAUGGAGAAUUAGUCAUUGCUUCAAUGGUUCUAAUUAACCUUUUGUUUUGAAAUUUCGAUUUAUAUAUGCAC